Molecule: messenger RNA, 828 nt
Organism: Cynara cardunculus var. scolymus (artichoke)
Lineage: Eukaryota; Viridiplantae; Streptophyta; Magnoliopsida; Asterales; Asteraceae
Exons: 1
Coding region: 1-828 (275 amino acids)
Source: RefSeq, a predicted model, not a curated record
AUGGAAGUCGCUUCCAAACCAACGGAUAGUUUCGAUUUCAGUUAUUCAUCAUCAUCAUACUACACUAGCGCUCCAUCCAGUCCCACUCGACUCACUGAGUUUUACUGUGGAUUCGACGAGCUAUUGCUCUCUGCCGCAGCCGCCGCCGGUGCCCACCGCAGCACUUCUCGUGCCACCGUCCCAUUCGCCUGGGAGGAGAAACCCGGCGUUCCAAAGGGACCCACCAACUUAUUUGGGGAAGACGAUUUCUCAUUUGAUGUAAGUUGUGAGCUCAGCCGGGAUUCAGUUCCGGCUGAAGAUCUAUUCCAGGGUGGCGUAAUCAAGCCGCUCGGCCGUCAGCCGGAGAAAAAGGUAGAAAGAGAAAGAGGAAGAGAGAGAUUUUCGUCUUCUGCUUUACCUUCGUCGAGGAGCAGAAGGACGAGAUCUCUGUCGCCACUUGGGGGCUCGGAUCAACGCCGACAACAACACUUAACGGCUACGUACAUGGUGCCACCAUCGGGCUCAACUUGUGCUACUCCUUCUGUAUCUUUUUUGUCCGAAAAUGGUUCAAAAAAAUGGAGCUUUAUGGACCUGUUUCUGUUCAGAAGUGCUUCAGAUGGACGAGCAAUGGACCGAGACCCUUUGAAGAAAUACUCGGCCAUCUUCCGAAAACAUGAUCAAGAUAUUAGGAACUCAAGUGGGUCUGGAUCCAUGUCGAAGAGAAAGGGUCGGGUAUCGGCUCACGAACUCCAUUACACGGUUAACCGAGCUGUUUCAAAUGACAUGAAGAAGAAAACAUACUUGCCAUAUAAGCAAGGUAUUCUCGGAAGAUUUUCGUUCAACCCGUAA